UAACAUGUUUAGGGCUUGUUAUUAUUAUAGCAAUAGAGUAUUAUAUAUUAGCCUUCAGUGUUAUAAAAUAUUCUCUAAAUUGCUUUUGAUUAAGCAAUUUAAUGUGUGAGAAUAUUAUUGUUCACUAUGGCUAAAAUAUUUGAGAAACAGUGUGUUGAAGCAACACAAUGUACAGUUGUUCAUGUAGGAGACCAGCUAGAUCAACAUUCACUAAAACCAUCUUCACAACAACUUCACUGUGUAUCUCUGACCAGAGUUAUUACAGGCAAAAAAAGACAUCAGUGUUCAGUGUGUCUAAAAGGGUUUUCUGAAAAAUGUAAUUUAGUAAGUCACAUGAGAACUCAUACAGGAGAGAAACCAUAUCAGUGUUCAGAAUGUCUAAAAGGGUUUUCUGAAAAAUGUAAUUUAGUAAGUCACAUGAGAACUCAUACAGGAGAGAAACCAUAUCAGUGUUCAGAAUGUCUAAAAGGGUUUUCUGAAAAAUGUAAUUUAGUAAGUCACAUGAGAAUUCAUACUGGAGAGAAACCAUAUCAGUGUUCAGAAUGUUUAAAAGACUUUUCUCAUAAGUCAAAUUUAGUAAUUCACAUGAGAACUCAUACUGAAGACAAACCAUAUCAGUGUUCAGAAUGUUUAAAAAACUUUUCUCAAAAAUCACAUUUAAUAAGUCACAUGAAAAUACAUACUGGAGAAAAACCUUAUCAGUGUUCAGAAUGUUUAAAAGACUUUUCUCAUAAGUCAAAUUUAGUAAUUCACAUGAGAACUCAUACUGAAGACAAACCAUAUCAGUGUUCAGAAUGUUUAAAAAACUUUUCUCAAAAAACACAUUUAGUAAGUCACAUGAGAACUCAUACUGGAGAGAAACCAUAUCAGUGUUCAGAAUGUCUAAAAGACUUUUGUCAAAAGUCUGAGUUAGAUAGUCACAUGAGAACUCAUACUGGAGAGAAACCAUAUCAGUGUACAGAAUGUAUGAAUGAGUUUUCUCAAAAAGUACUUUUAGUGAGACACAUGAGUACUCAUACUGGAGAGAAACCAUACCAGUGCUCAGAAUGUAUGAAUAACUUUUCUCAUAAAGCACAGUUAGUCAGACACAUGAAAACUCAUAGUGGAGAGAAACCAUAUCAGUGUUCAGAAUGUAUGAAUAACUUUUCUCAAAAAUCACAUUUAGUAGGUCACAUGAGAACCCAUACUGGAGAGAAACCAUAUCAAUGUUCAGAGUGUAUGAAUAACUUUUCUCAAAAAUCACAUUUAGUAAGUCACAUGAGAACCCAUACUGGAGAGAAACCAUAUCAAUGUUCAGAGUGUAUGAAUAACUUUUCUCAAAAAUCACAUUUAGUAUGUCACAUGAGAACUCAUACUGGAGAGAAACCAUAUCAGUGUUCAGAAUGUAUGAAUGAGUUUUCUCAAAAAAUGCUUUUAGUAAGACACAUGAAAACUCAUACUGGAGAUAAACCAUAUCAGUGCUCAAAAUGUAUGAAUAACUUUUCUAAAAAAUCACAUUUAGUAAGUCACAUGAGAACUCAUACUGGAGAGAAACCAUAACAAUCCCUCUUCAAGGUGGGUUCCUUGUAGUGAUGAGGCUCUUGAUCUAGGGAAUUGGUCCUUAUAGUAUUCUUCCUAAGUGCUCCCCACUCUUGCCUUCCCCACCCUAUCUUUCCCAUCCCACCUCCUUGUCCUCACCCCUCCACUUGCCUCCCUUUCUUACUUUCAGCCUUUGGGGAUCUUCCCUCAGAAAUUGUAGUUCCUGGGUUAAGAAAGGAGAAUUGCCCUUCCCAUUCUGUUGAGGUCCUCUGCGGUGGUGGUGGUAUUUGCUGCCGAAUCUUGAUUAUCUAGGAUGUGCUGAUCCACCCUCUUGUGAUUCAGAAGGUGGCUUUAGGUGUCGAUCAAAACCAGAGAUAUUGUCAUGAUUAAACCAAAUGAACCAUAUCUCGGGCCUGUUGAAACAGUCAAAAUGUUAACCCUUUCAGGGUUUUGAUGUACUAGUAUGGCUUACGCACCAGGGUUAUUGACAUACUAGUACGCCUACAUUCUAGCGCCUUCAAAUCUAGCGAAAGAAAGCUGGUAGACAUACAUAUGAAAGAAUGGGUCUAUGUGGUCAGUGUGUGCAGUAUAAAAAAAUCCUGCAGCACACAGUGCAUAAUGAGAAAAAAAAAACUUUGACCGUGUUUUUGGAUUAAAACAGCAACUUUGCACUGUAUUUUUGUAUGGUAUUUAUGGUUGUAUUAUAGUUUUCCUGGUCUCAUUUAUAGAAUAGAACACAUAUUACAGAAACUGAGAUGAUUUUGAGUGGUUUCACAAUGAAAAGUACCUUGAAAUUGAGCUCAAAGUAGCAGAAAUGUUCGAUUUUUACCAAAGUUCAAAAGUAAACAAAUCAUGCCAAGUGUCCAUUACACAUCAACUGGUGAGUCUAAUAUUCUUUCACAAGUGCACUGAUAUUAUUUAUACCAUUUCUACACUAAUGCAGUAGUCUGCAUAACAGUAAAUCUUCUAUUUCUUGUAAGAAUAAAAAUUCAAAGUGGAAAGCAAAAGAAAUAUAAGAGGGGCCUGGGGAUGUGACUAACGAACAGAGAACUUGUUAUUUUAGUGCCAGGAAUGUCUUUCUUGUUUAUUCUGGACCCUAUUUGGAAGUUGGCAUCUUCUGAAAUUUGUGUGAAAUUGGCAAAAUUGCCAAUUUCUAACCACUUUAUUGGAUAAUUGAAAUUGGUAAAUGGGUGGUUUCUUGUACUCAUUCGAUAGAAAAAAUUGAGUUCUAUCGAAAUAUAAUUUUUGUCGACUAGUACACAGGAAUUCGCCAAAACUAGGGCUCAAAGUGGGCAGAAUCGCCAAUGCUUAAACAUCGGCAAGAUCGCUAACUUCGCGAGAGCAUAAUUUUGUAAGUUUCCAUCAAAUUCUCUUCAAGAGGGGCUCCUUGGCAUGGUGAAGAGGCUCUUGGCCUGAGGAAUUAGACCUGUCGGUCUCCUUCCUCAGACUGAACCUAAUUACCCCCCAAUCCCCCAUUCCCUAUCCCAUCCUCCACAUCCUCCCCUUUUUCCUUUCCUCCUCCUCCUCCCCACCCCUCCCUUUUGCCCUUCCUUUUUUUUUUUUUUCCCACAGUCACGCUAGUUCCUAGGUAGGGGAAAGGGUACCGGGGUACAUCCCAUUCCGUUGAGGUUCUUGGCGGUGGCGUAGUUUGCCGUGGAAUCUAGAUUGCCUGGGGAUGUCCCGAUCCCUCUCAGGUAUCCCGGAGGGUGGCUUUGGGUGUCUCGGGUGACGGGUGUAUCUCUGGAAGCCACCUUUCGGAUUCCGGGGGUGGUGGCUGAAGGAGGUAUGCUUUGUGGCGGAUUUCCAGCCGCCCUCU
Molecule: messenger RNA, 3334 nt
Organism: Cherax quadricarinatus
Lineage: Eukaryota; Metazoa; Arthropoda; Malacostraca; Decapoda; Parastacidae
Source: RefSeq, a predicted model, not a curated record